AUGGAAAACCUCCCCUCAAAUCUAUCAGAACAGAUAAAGAAUCUGAUAGAAAAGUAUCCAGAGACUGAAAAUGUUUUCAACCAGCUUAUUGACUUGGUUGACGAGGGAACCCUGAAAGAGGCCAAGAGAGUCAAAAUCUCUAAUGAGAUCAACUUUGCUGACUAUACAGUUAUAUUGCAGCUACCAAGUUUAUCCGUCCAAUCUCCUUUCCGAUCGAAAUCGAAUCUUAUUUUUGCAUGUCCCAAAAGUGACACAAGUAAACCUAUAUUGGCCAUCGCAAAGACUAAUGAGAAGCCUCAAUUAAUACUAGACAAGUUGAACGACGAGAAUGUACUCUAUGCUGUAAUCUUACCAAUCCCAGAGAAAAAAGACUUCAAAAAUUUGGCCAUCUUCUACAAAGAGAAUAUGGGUGGAGUUCACAAGAAUGAGCCUUUACUGAUUCAAUACAACGAGUCUUUAAUAUCGGAAAGUCUUAAACUAAUUUUGCAGAAAAUGACAUUCCCGACGUACUUUCAGAGACAAUGCUCCAUGUUAGGAUUCAAACUGAAUUUGUUCACAGAAUCGAAGGAUUUCUACGUUGUUGCCCACAAAGGAUCCAAGGAAGGAUUCUUGUAUUUUCUAGAAGACCAGAUUUUGUUUGGUUUUAAAAAGCCCAUCUUAUUGUUUGAAAAAUCUCAGAUUGAGAGCAUCAACUACUCUUCAGUCACUAGACUAACCUUCAGUAUCACAUUGUCGUAUAAGGAAGCGGAUAAGACCGCAAAGAUAGAAUUUUCCAUGAUAGACCAAGCUGAGUUUGACAAAAUUGAUAAUUACGUCAAAGCAAAAGGAUUUACGGAUAAAUCCCUCACAGAAGAACUUAAGGCAAAGUCUAAUAUGAAGAAUAAUGAGACCUCGGGAGCAUUGAGAGAAGCUGCUUUACAAAUUCCAGGUGGUGAAAAAAUAGUGGGCGAAUCAAACAUUGAAGUUCAAGGCGAUAGUGAUGACGAAGAUGUGGAUGGAACCUACCAAUUUAAUGGUAAUGAAAGUGAGGAUGAUGGCAGUCCUCCGAACACUGAUGAGGAGACUGAAGAAAAGGGAGACGAUGCCAAAGAGGAUGACCUCAAUCAGGAGGCCAUCAAAAUAGACAACUAG
Molecule: messenger RNA, 1131 nt
Organism: Komagataella phaffii GS115
Lineage: Eukaryota; Fungi; Ascomycota; Pichiomycetes; Pichiales; Pichiaceae
Product: Protein with a role in regulation of Ty1 transposition
Exons: 1
Coding region: 1-1131 (376 amino acids)
Molecular function (GO): histone binding; nucleosome binding
Source: RefSeq, a predicted model, not a curated record